GCGGCCGUCGGGCAGCAUGUUCCAGCCCACGCCCAAGCGCUGCUUCACCAUCGAGUCGCUGGUGGCCAAAGACAGCCCCCUGCCCGCGUCCCGCUCCGAGGACCCCAUCCGGCCCGCGGCGCUCAGCUAUGCCAACUCCAGCCCCAUGAACCCCUUCCUCAACGGCUUCCACUCCGCCGGCCGCGGCGUCUACUCCAACCCGGACUUGGUGUUCGCGGAGGCCGUGUCGCACCCGCCCAACCCCGCCGUGCCCGUGCACCCCGUGCCCCCGCCCCACCUCUUGCCCCGUCGGCCAGGGAACGAGACGAGCCCGGAGAGCUUCCUCUUGCACAACGCCCUGGCCAGGAAGCCCAAGCGCAUCCGCACCGCCUUCUCGCCGUCCCAGCUCCUGCGGCUGGAACAUGCCUUCGAGAAGAACCAUUAUGUGGUGGGAGCGGAGAGGAAGCAGCUGGCGCACAGCCUCAGCCUCACGGAAACUCAGGUAAAAGUAUGGUUUCAGAACAGAAGGACAAAGUUCAAGCGACAAAAGUUGGAAGAGGAAGGUUCAGACUCACAACAGAAGAAAAAAGGGACUCAUCACAUUAACCGGUGGAGAAUUGCCACCAAACAAGCCAGCCCAGAAGAAAUAGACGUCACUUCAGACGACUAAGACCUGGCGCUGGGACUUUUCCGACGAGCAAACAAAACAAAAACCCAAGUGUCGCAGGAUCACACACCCGGGAGCGGCGUGCGGGGGAGAGGCAGAGGCUUCAUCAAAAUGCAGUUCUCGUCUAGGAGGCAGCUGAGAGAGGCGCGGAGCGAGAGGUCCAAAAUGUGGCAUUGCUGGCACAGCUCUGGCAAAGGGGGAUCUGUCAAUCAAAACCUAUCCACCGAGACACGAUGAUUGACAGGUAUUCCGUUUCUCGCAGUCCACUUUUAAAAUCCAAUAACGACAAAAACAAAUUAAAAGAAAAAACCCCAAUAUAUAUAGAUAUAUAUACACAACCCCCCCCCCAACACCACCUAACAGGACAUUGUUUUGCACUUCACAGUUUUUUUUUCCCAGCCUUUACAAAGCAAAUGCCGUGCACAGUCCAAAUCCACACCUGUUUCAGAAACUUGAAUUGCAUGUGUUUAAAAAAAAGAAAGAAAGAAAGAAAGAAAAAGCCGUUUGGGGGUUUUUUU
Molecule: messenger RNA, 1164 nt
Organism: Gavialis gangeticus (Gharial)
Lineage: Eukaryota; Metazoa; Chordata; Crocodylia; Gavialidae
Gene: EMX2
Product: empty spiracles homeobox 2
Exons: 3
Coding region: 17-649 (210 amino acids)
Biological process (GO): brain development; neuron differentiation; regulation of DNA-templated transcription
Molecular function (GO): DNA-binding transcription factor activity, RNA polymerase II-specific; DNA binding
Source: RefSeq, a predicted model, not a curated record